ACAUUAUAUUAUCCCGCACGGUACACAUCAGGCCACUUGUGUAGCCAGUGUCUUAUUAUUAUCACUAUAUGUAUAGUGUACUCGGACGGUUCCCUCCGGCCCCGAAGUGAAAUAAUCUGUCUUUAAUUUUUUCGGUUUGCCGCCAACGAUUGUGUGCGUGUGUGUGUGUUUGUUCGUUCAAAUCGAAUCUAGUCAACAUCAGACCGUUAUAUCGUGCGGACAAUUAUUAUUUACUGUCACUAGGAUUCGCGAUUUGCCAUUCCACCGGUGUAACACAAACAGCAUAGUACCUACCCCUAUUGUGGGUAACCACCCUUCCCUACAACCCCACCGCCUGUCGAGGGGUUCGCCGCCAUGAAACCGCCCUAAAAGCAAGUUUGCAACAACUACAACAACGUGCAAGGGGUAACGUCAAAACGCCUCAACGAUGACACCCGUUCGAGUGUCGGCCGUAAAGCGUUUUCCCGGAUCGACCGUCGUCUCGUCCCUGGUGGUCUUCUGCGUCAUAGCCUUAACCGUGCCGGCCGCGGUUGGCGAUACCACGACCACGGUAGGGGUUACCACGUCCACGGUUCACGUUACCACGACCAAGACCCCGGCGGUCGUCAAUAGCGUCAACGACUUGGUCAAUGGCUACAACGAAGAGAACGAGUCGCCGGCCGAACGCGUCCGGUCCAAGAAAACACAGCAGUUGGACGACCGGCGAAGGGCGAUGGAAAUGACCAACCGACAGCGAAGGCAGCUGUUGCUUCGCAAGAAAGCGGCCAGCAACAAUCAGUCUCCGGGUCUGUUCCGGUUGACCAAAAUCCUAGUGCGAGACACAAUCAACGACACUCGGACGGCCUAUCGAAACAUUAGCGAAAUAAUCGGCCAGACCCUCAGAGAGGGCAUCGAUGCACCGCCUGCUCCCACCGACGAUCAACAGAUGAUGGGCUCGGCUCAGGAAUCUGAACCCACGACCAAGCGGCCACAGGGCCAAGUGACGGUAUCGGCCGCCGCCCGCAAAGCCAUUUCGAAACUGGUCGGCCGCAAUUUUAGGGGUCUAAGACGGUUGUUCGACUCGGAACUUAGGAACGCCUUGGCUAAUUCCGGUAAAAACCUGAGAGAUUUCCGCCGUGAACUGGGCAAAUCCGUCAGGAACAGUUUGCGACCUUCACAGAUGUUCAGCCGAGGAAACGGAACGACCACAAACACGUUGUAGAAUCUGUUAAGUUAUUAGAAAACAAAAAAAAAAGCUCAAUUAAUUUAUUAGGGUUUUUUUUUUUUUUAAUUAGCUAGUCUUAACGAGCUUGUGUUUUUUUAAACUUUUUGUUUGCACAUUUUUGCAAAUGAUUAAUAAAAAAAUCAAUAUAAUAACAUAGGUUACACAUUACACGGCGUCUUAGCCAAAAUGUACAAAAACCACUUAAGAACACCACCGAUCUUGUUAUUAUAUUGUGUAAAUAAUAAUAGUAAUGUAAAACCGAUCGAGUGUAGUCAAAUUUGUUAACCAGCGGCCAUAUACGGUAAAUUAAAAUGUAUAGAAACCGAAAUAAAAAAUUGUAGACAAAUUUUGUACAGUAAUUAAUAUUAAUAGUAAUAAAUAAUUACUUGUAUAGUUUAUUGUAAUGUAAUAUAGUAAAAAAAUGUAAUUCCAAAGCAAAA
Adelges cooleyi (spruce gall adelgid) is the source of this 1644-nucleotide messenger RNA. RefSeq lists its product as uncharacterized. The transcript is spliced from 5 exons. NCBI's taxonomy places the organism in Eukaryota, Metazoa, Arthropoda, Insecta, Hemiptera, Adelgidae. The record is from RefSeq and is a predicted model, not a curated record. The coding region runs from base 428 to 1201 and encodes 257 amino acids.